CCAUUUGCAGAUUCACAGAAGUAUACACAACCAGAGAGAGAGAGAGAGAGAGAGAGAGAGAGAGAGGAGAACGGAAAGUGGAUUGAGAGAAAGAGAGGGCAGGGAGAGAAACUGGUUUGUGGGCUAAUUUUGAUUAUUAUUAUUGAGAUCUUGUCCCUCCUACAAUCCCCACUUUGUAGCGGACAAGGUAAAGAAUUUAACCCCAUUACCAAAUUCAUCUCUCUCUCUCUCUCUCUCUCUCUCUCUCUCUCCCUCUCCACACUUACACGCAUAUUUCUACAAGUUAUGCUGAAGGGGACAGUUUGGUUUAAAAAGGUUUCAACAAGUACUGGGACGGUACUACAGUAUGGCAAUAUUGGCACUGAUUGUGGAUUGGAACGGUCUAGUUUGAUCAUUUUGAAGAAUCUUGGUCACUGCACUAAUUGUGGGUUUGAACAGUCUGGUCUAGUUUGUUUCACGUAUUAAGGUUUUGUUUCGAUCAUUUAGAAGAAUCUUGGCCACUGGAUUUUUUUAAAUGUUUUGAGCAAUGGAAGAGGAAUGCUGGUACAAUUUUUGUUAGACUUUGGGAAAUUCUUCUUUGAAAGGUGAAUUCUGUUGCGGGUUUUUUUUUUGCCAUUUUUUGAGUGAUGAUCUCCAGUUGGGAAUGAUUUUGGUACUGGGUCUUGGUCAUAAAGUGGAGCUGAUGGUUGUACGUUGGCUACUCAGGCAAGGCAGGAGAUCAGAUUGUACUUGGUCUUCCCUCCGGAAACCCUUUGGUUAACCUUGUUUUAUCAAGUUGAUGAUUUUUGCAUCUGGAGUUUGCACACUGUUACCGUACGAUCAAAUCAUUGUGGAUUACUUUGGUGAUAUCUGUGUGUUCAGUCCAAUUCCUGUGUGCAUUUGAAGCACAGAGUAACUCAAAUUGGGUGUUCUUUUUAAAAACUUUGUGAGGUGGCUUUUGUGGAAUUCAUGGAGUAUUGUUGAAGCUGGAAAUGUAUGUGGGGAUAUGGUGCAUGGACAGGAGCAUAGUUGCUGGUUCCUUACAUUUCUGGAACAGUGCUGCUGCAAAGUAACUGAAGCAUUUCUGUUUCUGGACAGUUACCUUUUAGCUUGGUCCACGAUCCCGUGCAAUGUCUCGCUGCUUUCCAUUUCCACCACCAGGAUAUGAAAAGAAGGCUAGAACCUAUGACACUGACUUGCUAAAAAAGGAGAAGCACAGAGAGAAAAAGCAGAAGAGGGAGAAGAAGGACAAGGAGAAGAGAGAAGGUAAAGAGCAAAGGGAGAAAGAUAGAAGUGACGGAAAACGUAGAGACAAGAAAGAAAGGAAAGAGAAACAUGGAGACAAAAAGAAGGAUAAGGAGAAAGAUAGGGACAAAGAUAAAGAUAAAGGCAACACAUCAGAGGAGAAGAGUAAUACUGGCCGGUCUGAGAUAUACAAUGGAGGGGACAAAGAUAAAGAUAAAGGCAACUCAUCGGAGGAGAAGAGUAAUACGGGCCAGUCUGAGAUAUACAAUGGAGGGAAGCUCAAUGAAAAAGAGAGAGACCCGGACAAACACAAAAGCAGUAUACCGUAUGAAAGAGAACAGGGUCACAACAGAGAGAAGCCUAGUCAAAACAGUGUUUUGGGGAGGAGGAUCAGAGAUGACGAAAACGGAAAUGGAAGCCAGUUGGUUGAGAGAAUUAGAGUCCCAGAGCAAAAAAGUGACGUGCAGAUUGAUGAAGUGGUGGUCACGGAUACUGGAAUUUUGGCGGAAGGUAUGCAAAAUAACAAGGGGAAAAGAAUUGAUGAUAGGAAGAUCGAUGUACAAGGAAGACUGUUUCAGACAAGCAAUGAGAGAAGGAUGGAAGAGAAAGAGAACUCAAAAGAGUUCAAGGGCGAUAAAAAACGAGGGGACAAACAGAAGAAUAAAGACAAGGAGAAGAAAAGCCAUGGGAAGGAUAAAGAGAGGGAAAAAGAAAAGAAAAAAGUAGAGGUAAGUGAAAAUAAGAUUGAGGAUCAGGAUAAAUACAAAGAUAGGAUCAAGAAUGACCUUCAUCGUGCCCAGGAUAUUAAAACGUUACAUUUUUCCAAGAAUGGUGAGAGUAACACUGGCACGGAGGGAAAUCUGAAGAAAAGAAAAGAAUUCGAGCCAAAUGGGUUUUUGCACGAAACCGAUAUCAGGCCUAGUAAAAUGCCAAGGCCUAGUCCUCAUCCGUCAACAGAGAACGGAAGGAAAUUGGUACCUUGUCGACCUCCAAUGCUGUCUUCUUCUGAUUGUCUGAGGCCACCCAAUAAUCUUAAGUUGGAUAAUAAGGAGCGCAAGGUCAAUGGAGUGAUAGGAGCUCACUCGUUGUCACUCUCCUCAAAAAGGUCAUCUGCAAUUCCACCAGCAGAUCAAACUGCUCAAGAUUCUAUGAAGCCACUCCAUCCCGAUUCCAAGUACUUGAGCAAAACGUCAUCUGCAAUUCCACCAGCAGAUCAAAUUGUUCAAGAUUUUGUGAAGCCAACCCAUCCUGAUUCCAAGUACUUGAGCAAAACGUCAUCUGCAAUUGCACCAGCGGAUCAAAUUGUUCAAGCUUCUGUGAAGUCACCCCAUCCCGAGUCCAAGCACUUGAGAAAAAAGUCAUCAGCAAUUCCACCAGCUGAUCAAAUUGUUCAAGCUUCUAUGAAGCCACCCCCUCCCGAUUCCAAGUACUUGAGUAAAAAGUCAUCUGGAAUUCCACCAGCUGAUCAAAUUCUUCAAGCUUCUAAGAAGCCACCCCAUUCUGAUUCCAAGUACUUAGACCAGGUACUUUCAGUUCCCAAACUGAAGGAAUGGUCCGAUUUUGAUGACCAGGAGUGGCUAUUUAGUAGCAGAAAAGGUCGUUCAUUGGAGAAACCUGAUGCAGGGUCCAGUGAGAUCCCAAGGGUAUGGGCUGAAGCUCUGCGGAUUGAAUCAGCCGAUGUUUGUGCUCUGCCAUAUGUAAUUCCUUAUUGAUUGGUAUAGAUUCCGGAAUGAUUGGAUGGGCCGAGCUCUGCUGACAAGCACAGAUUGGAGAACUAAGGAAGCAUCCAUGGUAUACUUUCGAGUGAGCGUCGAGUGACUUAUAGCCAUGGCUGCAAUUUUUUGAUACCUGUCACACAUCUUUACUUGUUCUACAGUUGGUUGGCUGGUUGAUGAAUCUCUUUGCUGGGUAAGGAUUGUGGGCCAUUCCUUGCUUCCUUUGACUAAAUACUAAUUGAUUCGAAAUGGAAAAUUCCAUGACGUCCCAUAUUGGCCGCAAAGGAGAGUGUUUUGAAAAUGGUGCAUAGAAGCUUGAGCUUCUGUGUCUGAGUGAGCAUAAAAGAUAACUAGCUGUGGUCUUUGCAUCCCCACUUCAAUUUUGAUUUGUAACAUAGAACUCUUAUUUACAAGGAAUGUACGAUAGAGGGAAAGUAAAAGAGGUAGUAGUCAUUCAUUUGAUUAACAUUAGGUGUGAUCAUUGUUCAUAAUCUCAUUCAAUUUUCAGUUUC
Messenger RNA from Rhododendron vialii, 3451 nucleotides. RefSeq lists its product as uncharacterized. The record is from RefSeq and is a predicted model, not a curated record. Bases 1110 to 2936 code for a protein of 608 amino acids. The transcript has 4 exons. NCBI's taxonomy places the organism in Eukaryota, Viridiplantae, Streptophyta, Magnoliopsida, Ericales, Ericaceae.